GGUUAGAGAUACGGUUUUGUAAAAAUCCGAGUAAAAAUGCGAAAUUCUGAACAUUUUUGAACCAUUUCCUGUGCGAUAAUAAGCACAACAUCAAGUCGCAUCAAGUUGCAACUCCCGCAUCAAGUUGCAACUCCCGCAUCAAGUUGCAACGUCGAUCGCGUUGGAAAAGUAGGCUGGAAAAGUACAGAAAACUUGGAGAACCGCUACCAACGCUGCAGUGCGAAAAGAUCCAUUAAAGACGGGACGCAACCACGAAAAAAGGAUUCUACCUUUUAGUAAAGGGAGAGGUUGCUCCGGCAUUCAAUUAACCAGCUCACGAUCGACUAUAGAGAGUGCAGAAACCAGAAAUCAGAACGUCCGCAUCAUCCGUAUCACAACAACCGCAAUUAAGCCUGCAUUUGCCGCUGCAUCCGUGUUCCGCCCGUGUACCUGUUCCUUCCCGCUUCCAACGAUCUCCGUGCCGGUUAUCCUUGCGGUUUACGCCUUGUCCCUGCCUGCCGCAGCCUCCCCACGGUAGCUGUAGAUCGUGUUUCUCGGUAUCGCGCGAUGCUCUCUGGCCAACGAUGAAUGAGCCGUCUACAUCUCAACUGCAGCAGCCGCGGUUGACCGAGAAUGAUCAACUGUUCGAGGAACUGCACGGACACAUCGUGUACGUGGGAAACCUGCCCAAGAGUACGCUCCUGACGGAGCUGAUUGAACUGUUCAAAUUUGCCGGCCGCAUCGAACGCGUCGCCUGGUACGGUGAGCAUCGCACGGACAUCAACACGAAGAUCGCCUUUAUUCGUUUCCGGACCGCACGACACGCAAAGGAGGCCGCGAAAUGGGAUCGAGUGCGUUACUUCGACUCGGUCCUCAUCGUGAUGCAGAUAUUCAAGGACCAGUGGUUCGACAUGAGCGUUUCCAUCAUCGUACGAAACAUCCGGGAUGAUACAACGGACUGGCAGCUUUACGAAGCGUUCCGUAGGUUUGGCAAGAUCUACGGAAUAUUAAUACCGACGCACGGUACUGCUUACGUAGGCUUUUACUACGAGGAGGAAACUCAGCGCGCGCUCGAGAUGGACAACAAUAUGUUCAAUGGAAACCGGAUGCGGGUAGCGAUGCUGCGUCGGAAUCUGCCGCUACAGCAGAUCGACAUCUUCGACACGGCACGCAACGACGUACGGCUGCUACGUGAUAUGCUGCUGGAGGUGGACGAAAAGCUGGAACAGUUUUACUCAGCCUAUGACGAGGCGUUUAACUAUUCCUCCAAAGAAUACCGGCGCUGGAAGCGGAAGCGACGCCGCGUAACGCCGCUCUUAAGCGAAUCCAGUGACACCUCGUCCGAGAGCAGCGCCUCGACGGUGUCGGUCAUUUCGAACCGCAGCGUGACGGACGUGCGGCGUAUUUUGUGCGCUUCGAACGAGGAAAACCGAUGCUUGGGCAUUUUUGGCAUGAGCCCGGAAACGACGGAGAACACACUGAUGAAGCUGUUUUCGCGCUACGGACAGGUGAAGGACAUCAAGCUGAUCUACGACGGCAAAACGAACGUGUCACGCGGAUACUCGUUUAUCUACUUCAAGCAUGCCAGCGAUGCCCGUCGGGCGCAGCGUAAGCUCAACGGUACUAUGCUAGAUGGGCGCAAAGUACGCGUCGACUUUAGCCGCAGCAAACCGCACGAGGCCCGUGCCGAUCGACGCAAACGUUCGCCUCCGCCGGCCGCCUCGACGAGCGUCGAUCACGAUCGUUGUUGCCAUCAUCGACAUGGUGCUGCUCAUCACAAGAAGCGCAAAAAGCGACGCACCCACCACUCGUCGUCUGACUCCGAGUAACGGGCUUAUCGACACCCGUAGUGUCGACGCCCUGUACCCCUCCACAAUCUCCUCCGCAUUCCUGAUCACAACACGGAUCUCGCUCAUUUGUCAUCGAUGGCGGAAGAACGCGGAGCUUUACAUCAUAGUGCACACCCUGACCUUAACUGAAUAGUGGAGGGAAAAUGAUAUCAAAUUCGCGGUUCUUCGGUUUGCUUCUCGUCGGUCGUUGUUUUGUUUUUUUUUUCAUUUUCUUCUCUUUAUUUUAGGACAACAGUUUAGUGGCCCCCUCGAUCUUUCAUUUAUGAAUAUUUGUUCAGUACUUGCGAUUACAAAUGAACGACCAGAUGAACGAAACAACUCAACAUUGUUUACCGAUAGAACAGCGCAUCGUCGUUUUGGUAAUUAUGAUUAGCGACACGAAGAAACCAGACAGACAACACACCGCGUCCCAUAGCAAACUCAGUUUGGUUUGUUACAGGAGCUUAUACGUAGAUUUCUUUUUUAUUACUUUAUUUGUUCUCUUUCUAUCUUUCCACAAGAAUCGUGACAUUUAGUCGGUGAGUUUGGACUUUGAAUUUAAUGUUUAAGAAGAUACGAACGUUACGAGAGGAAAACGCAGGGAUAGGUUUCCUUUUGCCAGCCACCUUGGCGCCUAGUGUACUGUACCGCGUGAUUGUGAUUAGCGGAUCGCAAAAAGCAACAGUGAAGCCGAGUGAAGUGAUCGAAGCCAAGGUCAUCAGGCAGCAUCGAGGACGAAAGUGUGUAGUUGCUGCAUUAGGGUAUGUUCUGGCACGAUCGCUUAGCCCCAAGUGAACGUGAAAAGCACAACGAAGCACCGUAGCACUUCCAGUGACCGGACUACCGUAUCGGUGUUAUCCAGAAGAGCGUUUUCUUCCGGGUUGCUUUGUAUAAAGUCAGAGAGGUAAGAAGGGAACUGAUUACGGCAAAGGACACAGCAAGAAAUGAAAAAGGAGGUAGCUUUUAAGAAUUAAUUAGUGGAUGUCAGAUCAUCGUCAGAGGAUGGUCAUCUUGCAGAGAAGUAAAAGAGACCAAGAGUUCGAAAACCAACAACACUGGUAACAGAUUUACAUUUAAAAAAAAAUGCGAAACAGGAAAAGUUGUUAUGUACAUAACGAUUGUUGGAACGCGAAACUCCCCGAUAGAGAGAAAGAGAAUGAGAUAGAUAUAGAGAGACAGAAAGAUCAGAUCAGAUGCCAAAAGAUGGGCAUCUCGAUCACCACCGUACAGCCAUCGCUGAUGAGGAUAGGAGUAGUUCGAUGAAAAAUUAAAAAAAAUAGGAACCAGCACCUCCAAUUCCAUGCAGGUUAUAACUCAGCAUCAGCGGCAAUAGGAACAGCAUCGUUGAUGAUAGAGCACGCAGCGAUCGUAAGGGGUAAUCAAGCAACUUUAACAAUCGAUAAGUAAUACAGUAGCUGUUGCAGAUGCGCUGCAACCGUCCGUUCGAUCGAUGUGAGUGUACCUGUGCAUUCGUGCGUUGAGUGUGCGUUGUUCCAUUUUCCCCGUUCCUCCUGCGGAGGAGCCGUCUGUGGCUACCCCAACUUCAAACACUCUCAAUCACUCGAGUCAACCGCUGCCGACAGUGUCUCAAGUUCAUCUUCAACCUGUGUGAUGCUGCACCGCCGGUACUGUGGUAGCGCUGUACGCGGCCAGAUAGUCACUACCGUUGGUAGGGUUGGUGGAAGACACAGCAGCAGCGGCGGCGACAGCGGCCGCAGCAACUGCAGCCCGCUGUAGCGAUGAAUGAUGCAGAUGGUGCACCCCGGACGCUCCCGUAGUAGUGGGCGGUAGUGGUACCGGUGCCGGAGCCACGACCGACGGAUGAUGGCUGUGAUGAUGUUGCUGUGUCGCCUGUGUAGAGGAAGAGGAUGAUGAUGAUGACGACGACGGUGGUGGAGGUGGCGGCGGUGGUGCUUGGUGAUGAAGAUGCGCAUGAUGAUGGUGCGAUUGAUGAUGCUGAUGGUGAUGGUGGUGCUGUUGCUGCUGCUGCUGGUGAUGAUGCUGAUGAUGAUGAUGGUGGUGGUGGUGUGCGGAGUUACUGCUGGCAAGGGAUGGGUAGAGCUCCGGUGAACGGCCAUCGUGUGUCGGUGUGCCGGUCAGUAGCUCCGACAUGAAUCCGAUGUAGGUGAUCGCCAGCCGUAAUGUUUCAAUGCGUGACAAUCGCUUUUCGUACGCAAAUGUCGGCACCUUGCGCCGUAGUUUGUCGAAUGCCUCGUUAAGAUUAAACAUGCGACGUCGUUCGCGAAUGUUGGCCGCUCGCCGCUGUGCCAUCGAAGCAACCCGGCGGCGCGUUUUCUUCGAGGAAGAGCUCUGUGAUGCGGCGUGUGCACCGCGUGGUGACAACCGUUGGCUAACAAAGCUGCCUACCUGCUGUCGAGGCCAAAUUGCUACAAAAAAGAAGUCAGUGCAAACGGGACAAAGAGGGAAACAAAUCAGUCAAUAUCCGAAAAAAAUGCAAUCCUGUAUGCAAAAUUCAGUCAAAUUCAUUCAAAUUCAGCAGCCAACCUUCCAACCUCUGAAAUCGUUCAACAGCUCUUACACCUGAUUCACUCAAAAAGCUUCGUUCUUAAGUACACACGCGAUCAGUGACAACUCAAUAACUCAACUUCAAUUUAGUCAAUCACACUGUUCAUCAGACAGCCAACAAACCAUGACCAGCAUAACGGCAGCGGCGGCGGCGGCGGCUCCACGAUCACGGCACUCAAUGCAACAUCAACUUUCAAUAUGCCGCGAUGGUGUGAACGAGCUGAUAAGACGUGUUUUUGUCGAUCCUCGAAUCGGUACAAAGAAGAUCAAGAAUGUAAGCGUCGUAAAUGUAGAUAAAAUGUUCGCAAAUCUGAUUAAACGUCAUCUCUGAACAGUAGCACGUGUGUUGUGUGAGUUUCUAUCCGGAAGCUGCCGAAUGGCGUGUCUAUCGUCUUCAACAUGCCCACCUCUCAAAACUCAAUCAAUAUCCUGCACGGCAACCCAUUUCAAAUUCAAAAUUUUAUCAUCUUAAGCUCAACAACCAACAGCUUUUGUUUUCGUUUCAAGAAGAAUCGGCCAUUUGCUUGAUCAAGUAUCGUAAUCUACAAUCACAGACGCUUCUUAAUUGCUAUGCCUCAAUCACACCCUUGCAUCCGAAAUGAAU
This is a messenger RNA of Anopheles darlingi, 4938 nucleotides long. RefSeq lists its product as uncharacterized. NCBI's taxonomy places the organism in Eukaryota, Metazoa, Arthropoda, Insecta, Diptera, Culicidae. The record is from RefSeq and is a predicted model, not a curated record. Gene Ontology annotation, molecular function: RNA binding. The coding region runs from base 564 to 1808 and encodes 414 amino acids. The transcript has 2 exons.